Molecule: messenger RNA, 344 nt
Organism: Staurois parvus
Lineage: Eukaryota; Metazoa; Chordata; Amphibia; Anura; Ranidae
Source: the annotation of a GenBank genome assembly
CUAAAACAUAAUACAGUGCAAACAAACCAAACCAACCACCCACAGAUAACAGUACAUACAAGCAAGCGUCGUCAGGCAGGCCGGGUCAAUAUCAAUAGGGCAGGUAGGUACAGGGGGAGCAAGCGGAGAUGGGUCGGGGUCACAGGCCAGGUUCAGCAGGUAGCAAGCAGCGUGGUACAGAGGGUCAGGCAGAGGGAUGGUCAGGAGUGAGCCGGGAUCAGAGCAGGAGAAGUCAGCAGCGGUUCAGAUCAGGCAGGGUCAGCAAAGGAACAGAAACAGGAUGCAGGACAGAUACAGGGCCCAGGACAAACACAACACCAAGGCAGAGUCUGCAAGUCUGGCCA